UCCUUUCGGGCAGCUGACAGGUCACGUGACUACAUGGACUGAGGACUUGUUUACUAGACACGGAAAUGUUUAAAUGUAGUUGAUGGUUUGUUUUAAUCUCCGUCAGAGUCGUUUUAAAACAUGUUUUCUGUAAAAUGUUAACCACGUGACCCGGAAGUUAUCACGCUGUCAGUGAACUGUGAAGAUGGUGGGAUAUGGUGAUGGCAGUAACUCCGUCGAGGUGGUCGUUAUCCCUGAGAACCAACACUGUAGAGAGGUAAGGGACAUCCAGAAGGCUGAACUGUGUCCCGGAAGUUCCCUGCUCGGCUGUCUGGCUGUUCAGGGGCUCCUGGUGGUGUGGGACCCGGCGGACAGAGAGGCCCCUCCGGCUGCGGUGGACGGCACCUUCGUAGACUUCUCCUGGGAGGAGAUGACGGCUCAGAGUCGGUGUGUGUCCAGCUUCUUCUUGUUGGCUGUGGGAUCUCUUGGAAACCUGAAGCUGCUGGAGGUGGAAGCAGAACGAUCUGCCCUCAUUUCUGUCCUCUGUGUGUGUGAAUGCUCUGCAGACCGUCUGCUGCAGGUUGUCAAAGAGCAGAACCAUGGUGUCUGUGAGCUGCGGUCUGUGCAUGUUUUAUCGUUUGUGGCCGGUGGCUGCUGCGUGCUGUUGAAUCGCGAAUGGCUGCUGCAGAUGCAGUGGCAGCAGGAUCAGGAGGACCUGCAGAUCUUGUCCUGCUGCAGCCUCCAGAUGACCAUUGGCAGUACAGCUGUUCAUCACUGCGUCUGCACAGAGACCCUGUUCAUCCUCAGCUCCUCUGGAACCAUCUCUGUGCACAGCAUCCCUGAUGGCUUUCUUCUGGCCAACAUUGACCUACCUGCCUACUUGAGUUUGGCAGAGGAUGAUGUGAUCUUCUCCUCUUCCUCAUCUUCUUCCUUCACCCUCCUCCAUGUGUCAGCUGAUCUCAGUACAGCUGUAGCUCUGACCCUGUCUCACACGGCUGUUGCUGUGGAUCUGAACGACUACUUUAGAGUGUAUCCAGACCACCUACUCUGUGCUGCCCCCCAGUCCAGACCCCCUCUUUGGCCCAAGGACCCAAGAGACCAGGACAGCCUGUCCAGCUCCAGCUCCAGUCUUGCAGCUCUUGGGUUGUCCUUCAGAGAUGAUCGCUCUUGGGAAGCCCUGCUGACAUCCAUGUAUAGCAGAGCUCAGAAAACUGCUUCCUUCUCCUCCACCCAGGCUUCCAGAACCUUCUGGUCUUCCUUGCUCCCCCACAUUAAGUCCCACCCAGCUCCAUCCUCAACAGACAGCAGCGCACCUCCUGGUGGGAUAGUUGUAGUUUUCUCUGUCCCAGAGUCAUCAUCUUCAUCUGCGCUCAGUGUUUCUGAGUUCUCUGCCCUUGUGACCUUCGUCACCCCUGGCAACAGACAGACCACAGUGGCAUUAUGGGACUUGGAAUCUGGACGUGUGAGCUACCACCGGACGGAAGGGGAGGCAGCUCCGGUUCACUGCUGUGGAGGGAGACAGCACCGACUGCUGCUAAAGAAGACCGCCGUCUUCCAGGUCUUGUUCUCCGUGUCCCAGCAGGAUCUGCUGAGCCGGUUGAUGUUGUUCGGCAGCGCAGCGACAGUGGAUGCAGUCUGUCACCUGAACAACUGGGGACACUGCUCCAUACCCAUCCACACCCUUCAGGCUGGGCUGAAGAACCGUCAGCUCGACACGGUGGAUCUUUAUCUGAAAAGCAAAGAAAAUGUCCUGAACCUAUCAGCAACAUUCAGUGCAGCUGAUCUACCAGCAGACCCCUCUCUGAGCCUGAUAGACAGUGUACAGGAGCUGUGUCCUGCGUUGGACUUGUUGUGUUCAGCUGUCAGGGAUUCGAACAGUGAAGCUCAGAGCCGACAGUUCUCUGAGCAGCUGCUGAACAUCACUAUGAGCUUCGUCAACACUCAGAUCCGCUCAGUGCUUUCCUCCCCUCACUAUGAGAGCGUGGAUGUGCAGAAGUGUGUCAGCAUCUUGGAUCGAUAUGUGACUGAGCUGAGGAGUUACAUGAAGAGAUUCCCCUGGUCUACAGGGGUUAGCAUAACAACCGAUGCUGCUUCUGUUCAGGAGAAGGUUCAGGGUGAUGAGUGGGAGCUGCUUUCAACAGAGGAAAUGAUCAGUCGAUCCUUGUUGACCAAUCAGAUCCCCAGAGCUCAGGCUAUGCUGCAAAGGCAGAACCGGCCUGAACAGAAUCUGUCGGUUCUGAGGAUGGAGGGUUUGCGUCAAGUGUUUUCCUGCCUGCAGUGCAGAGACCUGCAGACCGCCAACACACUCCUCAACAACAUGGGUCUAAGUGUGAAUAAGCAGCUUCACAGCAUAUGUCUCUACACCAAAGACAAGGACCUCAGGGAAUUAAUGGUGAAAGAGUUGGUGAAUCGGAGUUCCUUUUCAGAGGAGGAGAUGCAGAAUGUGGUGUUCAUCCAGGAGAUGGAGGCGCUUGGGUUAUUGCCACCUGUCCGCUGUGCAACCCAUAACAUGUCACAAAGAGUACACAAACUUUCCAGGUUUGUUCAAAUAGUUCAAAAUGAACUGUAUGGUGAGGAGGUUCUGAAGGAGCUCCUGGGACAGAGAAUUGAGGAGGCCGGGAGACUCUGGAGAAACCUCCAGCUGGACUGGGUGAGGAACUGGGACCAGAGCUGCCAGAAAUUCAUUGUGUUGUCCAGAAUCCAACAUACAGAAUUGAGUUGCUUUGAUCCAUCAGUGUUGUGGCGUUACCUGACUGCCCUCCAUGACCAGCAUCGAGUGGUUGACUGGAUUCAGAGCAAGAAGUCCACCAGCUCUUUCUGCUGGCCAGAGAUAACCCCAGAACUACUGAACAACACAAUGUGCAGCAGCUACAUGAAGGAGAACAUCCUGGACCUACUGGCCAGGAGAGGUCUGUUCAUUCCAGACGAGAUGUCAGACCUGCAGCAACUGCUAUGCCGACUGGCUCAGGGUGGGGGGCUUAUAGUUGCAUCUCCUCCUGUCCCCCAGUACCUCUCUACUCUGGGUCUUGACUUCCAUGGCGCCUUCAUCACGUUCUGCCUGAACCACGAUCUUCAGUACCUCCUCUACGCCUACCUGGAUCAUCAUAGAUUGAAUCCAGGAAAUUAUGACCUCCUGACCAAUCACAAGCUGUCUGUGGGUCAGCCCUGGUUGGAGAUGUUGGUGAAGGUCCAGGAGAUCACCAGAGAUCUGUCAGAUCCAGGACUAAUCUUCCAGGCCGGUUUAACCUUUGCUCAGGUGCUGUUACCGGGAAGCCAGGCAUCUGUCAGCAGUCUGCUGUUAGAGGGACACAGUCUGCUGGCUCUGGCUGCCAUCAUGUUUGCUUCUGGAGGAAUCGACCAGGUGAUGGCUCAUGGAGAGUGGUCUGGCAGGUCAGAGAGGACAGUCGACCUCCAGCUCCUAAAGAUGGCACUGGGCCCCCAUCCCAAACUGAGAGCAGCCCUGUUCCCUGCUGGGCCUUGUGGAAAUAUCCAGUCCUCUGACAUUUCCAUUUAUCACCUUCUUCAGUCUCUCCACCCACUAGACCCAUCUAGGCUGUUUUCCUGGCAGACAGCAAACACUCUGAACUCUGCUGAAACAUCUGAGCCGCCCCAUUUCUCCAGCCCCCACCUGGUCAGCAGGUUUGCUUUGAUGGAGAACCUAGAUUUUCUUUACUACAUUCGUCAUGGCAGACCAUCGUUUGCAUAUGGCAAUUUCCUCAUGCAGCAGCUGAGUGCCUGUAGUGAUGCGAGUCUUCUGUUGCAGCAGGCCUGUCAGCAGAUCUACAAGCUGGCUCUGCAGUGUUUCAAUGUGCCGUCUGUGACAUCGGCAGCUGUCUGUUUCUGUGAGCUUCUGGGAGUCUGCAGCCUGAAACUGAGAGUGGACAUCAGAGCCAUGAACACUGUCCUGCAGUACUGGAACCAGCACAACAGUCAGGUCCCAACACAGAAUCUACGUACGCUAGUGUCUAAAGGUGUAAAGCUGGUGGAAGGGGAGCCUGGAGUAGCAGAAGAACUAAUUGGUUACCUGGAAGCUGCAGUGACAGACAGUCUGGAGCAGAGAAGCAUCAGCAGGUCGUCGUACGAGGCAGCUCAGGAGUGGGCUCUUCCUGUUCAGUUCUGUCAGCUGCAUAGUCUGAAGCUCAGCUCUGUUUAUCCCACCCACUGCUCCAAGGACAGACAGUUUAUCCAUUUCCUGUUGUUUGUCCAACUUCACAACUUCCCCCCUGCACAGGUAAAGCCACUGGUAGUCCAGUUUGAACCCAUCCUGCAGGCCCAUCUGAACCUGGCAUUUCAGGAUUUACAGGUCCACAGUUAUAGGAUGGGGCAGGAUCAUAAUGACCAGUCAGGGGCUCUGAGAACUGAAGGAGGCUCUGUGAAGUCAGAGCAUCCCAGGGAGCUGUUCUUGGUCCUCCUGCAGAGCCAGGAGGAGCCUGCAUCGUACAGGUAUCUGCUUCAGGAGGCACUCGCUCAGCGCUGCCCAGUGCUAGCCGUACUGGCUGCCUGCCUGCAGGAAGCACAGCUGCUGCCCUGCCUCUGCGUGUGGUUGCUGGUCUCCGUUGAUCAUGUCACUGCUGGGGUGGCCAUGUCCCACCUGGAUGACAACCCUGAGCACCAUGAAUGGACCCUCCAUGACCUCUCAAUAAUCUGGAAGACAUUGCUUGGACGGGGCCACGUCAGACCGCUCCUUCGAGGCUUUGAGCUCUUCCACAGGGACUGUCCUCUGGUUCUGGUGCUGAGGAUGUUCGAGUUGUGUUGUGACUACAGAAAAUUCACAGAAGCCAAAUCAAAGCUGCUGGACUUCCAGAGGACACUAAUCACGCUUCGAAAUGGUGGCCCAGCCCCCUCAGGCAGCCUCCCCCUGCAAUGGGUGGAGAGCCAGGCUUCACUGCUGCUCCUCACCAUGCUGCAGAGCUGCUCCUCCCAGUAUGACCUCCACCGCCUGCUAAGGCUCCUCGCCGACGUCAACAAGCUCCUCAAGUCCAACGGUCCAGACUUCAGGAAGCUGAGUCAGCUUAGUCAGCUGCUGCAGGGGUCAGGGGUCAAUGUGGCCCCCAAGCUGCUUCAGUGCUCAGCCCCCUCCAUCCAGCAUGAUGAGUUCCAGCUCAUAGUGGAUGCUCUGCAAACCAGAGGAUGCUACAUCCAAGCUAGGAAGGUGGCUCAGCUGGCAGGGUUGCCAAUCCAUCGGCUUCUUCUCAGUCAGCUCCUCCAGGAGGUGACCUGUCAGAGGACCAAGCGGCAGUGGAGGAGAUUGGAGACCCGGAUUUCCUUCUGGAGAAAAUGCCACCAGCAGCUGAAGGAGGACGACACUGAUCCAGAAUCAGCCUCCGAGUUUUUCCUGUCUCUGGCAGAAACUGGGCUGGCCGACCCCCCGACUGGUGACGAGGCUCAGAUUAAACUGCUGGACGUCCAGGAACGCUGUUUGCUCCUCCACCUCACUGCUCAUUGGCUGUCUGUGCUCAGCCCUCUCCCAGUGGACCAAUUGGAGAGGUUGGAGAAGAAGCUGUGGCUCCAGCGGAUCCAGAAACAGGUCUUGGCGGUAGCGAUGGAGGCCGAGAGUGUCUUCAACCUUCCUCUAGCUGUCUCAUCUGAAAUCAGCUCCUACAACGCCUUCAUGAAGGACUUCUCCUUCUCUAACAUCACAGAGCUGAACAUGGACAAAUACCUCAGUCUGCAGGGACUUCCAGGACCCCUAGAGGACCAGGAAGUUCAAUCUGACCUGGGUCCAGAACAGAGGAGAGUCCUGUAUUCACUCGUUGGUCAGUUACUAGAUGAGGACAGCAUCCACGAAGCCAGCCGGGCCUGCCGCUAUUUUUCCCUUUUCCACCCAGAUGUCUGGUUGGUGCUACGCUGCCACGGCCUGGCGGGGGGUUGUCUCAUCCCUGAGACAAUGGAGGAGACAUCAGAGGGUCUGGAGACCAGGACCUUUCCCAGCUCUCACUCAUUCAGCAGCCUGUCAGCCUUCGUCAUGCUGCCCCUCCCUGAGGACACUGUCACUGUCCAGCUCCAGAAACUGGUGGAUCAGUGUCGCCAUGGCAACAACUACUGUAAACAAGUCCUGAGUCUCUACCAGCUCUCCAAGGAGCUGCAAUGUUCCUUCAGCCAUAUAUGCAGAGAAGACCCCUGCUCAAUUCUGGAGAAGUUGCUGCUGCUGGACCAACAGGAGCGUUUCAGAAAGGCUCAGGCCUUUAUCAGAGUUCAGGGUCUGUCUGCAGACACUGUUGCCGAGCUGGUGUCCUCUGCUGUAGUUCAGGCCCUGCUGGGUUCUUUCCAGGACCUGCAGUCUGUAGAGAAGCAGGUGUUUAAACCAUCAGAAGGGAAGGACUCACUGCUACAGCUGAUCAAACUGUGUGAUGACCCCAACCUGGUGGGACUUAAACUGUUGGACAAGCUCAACACUGUUCCUCUGAGAGACCUGAACUGCAUUGUGGAGCUGCUGAUCGUUGCCCACAGCUGCUUCAGUCUCACCUGUAACAUGGAGGGGAUCAUGAGAGUGCUCCAGGCUGCCCGCCACCUCAGCCAUGCCUACCUGGCUCCUGGAGAGCACCACGGCCUGCUGGUACGUCUGCUGACAGGUAUUGGCAGAUAUAAUGAGAUGACCUACAUCUUCGACCUGCUUCACCAGAACCACUGUUUUGAAAUGCUCUUGAGAAAGAAGGUGGACACACAGAAUGGACAGAGCUCUGGUCUGAAAACGGCUCUGCUGGAUUACAUAAAGCGCUGCCUCCCUGCAGACAGUGAGAAACACAACAUGGUGGCGCUGUGUUUCAGCAUGAGGAGGGAGAUCGGAGAAAACCAUGAGAUGGCUGCCAGGACGCAGCUGAAGAUGAUUGAGUCUCAGGCCUGGGUUGUGACUCCUGAUCUGAAGAGUUUGCUGGUGAAGGUGUUGGGUCUGCUAAAGGAUGCUGCAGAGAGCUUCUACAAGGACUCGUGCGUCCGUCAGGCGAGUCGUUGUGUCCGCACGGCAAAGCUGGUUGCUCUUCAGCUUCACUUCCUCAAUCAGGGUUCAGACUUGCGCAUCAUCAACCUGCGACCUGCAGAGCUCCUGCAGACUGUCAUGGCUCUGCCCCGAUACUACAUGGUGGUUGUGGUGUCAGAGGCUUAUGGCUACAGUAUAGACUGGGCUGAGAUUUUGUACCAGAAGGUGAUCAUGAACGGAGACUUUAUUUACUUGGAAGAGCUGAAACGCCACCGCCCACUCACCCCCACCCUGUUUGAAGACAUAUUCAAGAAACUGGAUGGCGUUCCCAUCAGCGUCACGCCCAAUGUGAAGCGCCUGCUGACCCAUUGUGAUGAUGCGUACAGCCGCUACAGGCUGGCCUACCAGCAGAAUUUUUAUGAUGUCACCAAGACGCUGCUGCAGGACACCAAGACCUCCAACUAUUUGAACGACCGGCUGGCAAGCUGAUCAUUCACUGACGGGUGGAGUGGUGGCUGUUUUGAUGACAGUCCUCAGAUGUUUCAGUGAUGCUGUCCAAUACUGAUUUUUAUCAGAGAAGAUAAAGGAAACAAAUAGAACUGAUUAAGCUGGAUUUGUUUUUAGUUUUUUUUCCCCUGGAUGAAUGGGAAAAAAUCUGAUGAAAGUCAGUCGAAAUUAUUGGUCAUAUGAACCUUAUGAUCUAUUUUCUGUCUUGGUGGAAACAACAUCAAAUGACACUGUAAAAGAUUAAAAUUAAAGUAACAUUUUGAAUCA
This is a messenger RNA of Melanotaenia boesemani (Boeseman's rainbowfish), 7669 nucleotides long. RefSeq names its product SPG11 vesicle trafficking associated, spatacsin (gene spg11). NCBI's taxonomy places the organism in Eukaryota, Metazoa, Chordata, Actinopteri, Atheriniformes, Melanotaeniidae. Gene Ontology annotation, cellular component: cytoplasm; dendrite; axon. The record is from RefSeq and is a predicted model, not a curated record. Gene Ontology annotation, biological process: chemical synaptic transmission; synaptic vesicle transport; axon extension. Bases 185 to 7384 code for a protein of 2399 amino acids. The transcript has 40 exons.